Messenger RNA from Delphinapterus leucas (beluga whale), 5734 nucleotides. It is a transcript of the gene ABR, whose product is annotated as ABR activator of RhoGEF and GTPase. Gene Ontology annotation, biological process: intracellular signal transduction; positive regulation of GTPase activity; protein phosphorylation. The record is from RefSeq and is a predicted model, not a curated record. Gene Ontology annotation, cellular component: membrane. Lineage: Eukaryota; Metazoa; Chordata; Mammalia; Artiodactyla; Monodontidae. Gene Ontology annotation, molecular function: protein serine/threonine kinase activity; guanyl-nucleotide exchange factor activity; GTPase activator activity.
CUGGGGGCGCUGUUCGCAGCUUGACCGCCGCCAUCCACCAGCAGCUACUGCAGCCUCGCCUCCUCUUAAGGCCGCGGGAAGACUGCGCGCCCCCCGGCCACGAUGGCACAGUUCCCAGCGCCCCGGGAGAGGAGCGGUCCGCCCGGACCCGCGCGGGGCGGGGCUCGGAGGAUGACGAGCUGGACGCCUCGGGCGCGGACGAUGGGGGCGACAGCAGUGACCACGACUUCGAGAUGGUGGAUUUGAACGAGAAACUCACCCCCAGCCAGUUGCUCGUGACCCCUUGCCGGCCCGGGACCUGCGAUGAGGCGGAAAAGCCAGCGCGGGUGUACAGUUCCCAUCGCUGGAUGCACCUGAUCCUCGGGAGCCGGCGGCAGCCGCGCGGGAACCGCGACUUGGAGCAGUUAGAGGCAGAGGUCAAGGACGGGCGGGGCUCGCCCCCGGCGGCAGAGGAGCUCCCUCAGCGUAGGGCUCGCGAGCCCCUCCCCCCGUGGCGGCGCAAGAGGUUCCUGGGGCUGCCCGAGCGGGACUCGCCCAGUCACAGCUCGCCCGACAGGGGCAGUGACUGCAGCCACAACAGCUCCGACCACGAGGAUGGCUCCUUUGCAGACUUCAGCUACGGGGCAGACGACUACGACGGAGAGGGGAAUGAAGAGCAGAAGGGGCCCCCGGAGGGCUCGGAGACCAUGCCGUACAUCGAUGAGUCGCCCACCAUGUCGCCCCAGCUCAGUGCCCGGAACCAGGGUGGCGGGGACAGCAUCUCCCCCAACCCACCUGAGGGGCUGGCACCUGGGGUGGAAGCAGGGAAAGGCCUGGAGAUGAGGAAGCUGGUUCUCUCAGGGUUCCUGGCCAGCGAGGAGAUCUAUAUUAACCAGCUGGAAGCUCUGUUGCUGCCCAUGAAACCCCUGAAGGCCACUGCCACCACCUCCCAACCCGUGCUCACCAUCCAACAGAUCGAGACCAUCUUCUACAAGAUCCAGGACAUUUACGAGAUCCACAAGGAGUUCUAUGACAACCUCUGCCCCAAGGUGCAGCAGUGGGACAGCCAGGUCACCAUGGGCCACCUCUUCCAGAAGCUGGCCAGCCAGCUUGGCGUGUACAAAGCGUUUGUGGAUAACUAUAAAGUCGCUCUGGAGACAGCUGAGAAGUGCAGCCAGUCCAACAACCAAUUCCAGAAGAUCUCCGAGGAACUGAAAGUGAAAGGUCCCAAGGACUCCAAGGACAGCCACACGUCAGUCACUAUGGAAGCUCUGCUCUACAAGCCCAUUGACCGAGUAACCAGGAGCACCCUUGUCCUACACGACCUGCUGAAGCACACACCUGUGGACCACCCAGACUACCCGCUGCUACAGGAUGCCCUCCGCAUCUCCCAGAACUUCCUGUCCAGCAUCAAUGAGGACAUUGACCCCCGCCGGACUGCAGUCACAACCCCCAAGGGGGAGACGCGGCAGCUGGUGAAGGACGGCUUCCUGGUGGAAGUGUCGGAGGGCUCCCGGAAGCUGCGGCAUGUCUUCCUCUUCACAGACGUCCUACUGUGCGCCAAGCUAAAGAAGACAUCGGCGGGGAAGCACCAGCAAUAUGACUGCAAAUGGUACAUCCCCCUGGCUGACCUAGUGUUUCCAUCCCCUGAGGAGUCUGAGGCCAGUCCCCAGGUGCACCCCUUCCCAGACCACGAGCUGGAGGACAUGAAAAUGAAGAUCUCUGCCCUUAAGAGUGAAAUCCAGAAGGAGAAAGCCAACAAAGGACAGAGCCGGGCCAUCGAGCGCCUGAAAAAGAAGAUGUUUGAGAAUGAGUUCUUGCUGCUGCUCAAUUCCCCCACAAUCCCAUUUCGGAUCCACAAUCGGAAUGGAAAGAGCUACCUGUUCCUACUGUCCUCAGACUAUGAGAGGUCAGAGUGGAGAGAAGCAAUUCAGAAACUACAGAAGAAAGAUCUCCAGGCCUUUGUCCUGAGCUCAGUGGAGCUCCAGGUGCUCACGGGAUCCUGUUUCAAACUUAGGACUGUACACAACAUUCCUGUCACCAGCAAUAAAGACGACGACGAGUCUCCAGGACUCUAUGGCUUCCUCCAUGUCAUCGUCCACUCUGCCAAGGGGUUUAAACAGUCAGCCAACCUGUACUGUACCCUGGAGGUGGAUUCCUUUGGCUACUUUGUCAGCAAAGCCAAAACCAGGGUGUUCCGGGACACAACAGAGCCCAAGUGGGACGAGGAGUUCGAGAUUGAGCUGGAGGGGUCUCAGUCCCUGAGGAUCCUGUGCUACGAGAAGUGCUAUGACAAGACUAAGGUCAACAAGGACAACAACGAGAUCGUGGACAAGAUCAUGGGCAAAGGGCAGAUCCAGCUGGAUCCACAAACUGUAGAAACGAAGAACUGGCACACAGAUGUGAUUGAGAUGAAUGGGAUCAAAGUGGAAUUCUCCAUGAAAUUCACCAGCCGAGACAUGAGCCUGAAGAGGACCCCGUCCAAAAAGCAGACCGGCGUCUUCGGUGUGAAGAUCAGCGUGGUGACCAAGCGGGAGCGCUCCAAGGUGCCCUACAUCGUCCGGCAGUGCGUGGAGGAGGUGGAGAAGAGGGGCAUCGAGGAGGUUGGCAUCUACCGGAUAUCAGGGGUGGCCACAGACAUCCAGGCGCUGAAGGCCGUCUUUGAUGCCAAUAACAAGGACAUCCUGCUGAUGCUGAGUGACAUGGACAUCAACGCCAUCGCUGGCACCCUCAAGCUAUACUUCCGGGAGCUGCCCGAGCCCCUCCUCACAGACCGACUUUACCCAGCCUUCAUGGAGGGCAUCGCCCUGUCAGACCCUGCUGCCAAGGAAAACUGCAUGAUGCACCUGCUCCGCUCCCUGCCAGACCCCAACCUCAUCACCUUCCUCUUCCUGCUGGAACACUUGAAAAGGGUUGCUGAGAAGGAGCCCAUCAACAAGAUGUCCCUUCACAACCUGGCUACUGUGUUUGGCCCCACGUUACUGAGACCCUCAGAAGUGGAGAGCAAAGCACACCUCACGUCAGCUGCCGACAUCUGGUCCCACGAUGUCAUGGCACAGGUCCAGGUCCUUCUCUACUACCUGCAGCACCCCCCCAUCUCCUUCGCAGAACUGAAGCGGAACACACUGUACUUCUCCACCGAUGUGUAGCCCCGAGGUGGGAGCGUCUGGGGGGGGUGGCCCGAGCCAGCCUCUCCAGCCGGGGCCCCAACCCAGACUUGAAGGACUACAAUAGAGAACUCCCAAACCCAGCGCUCCAGACUCCAAGGGACACAGAUUUCCAAGAACUGGAAGACGUGCAUCUUUUGUGCCACCUUGUACAAAAAGCCAGCUGACCCGGUCCCAGCCUUGCUGCGCACCCCAGGCUCUGCCCUCUGUUCCUCUAGUUGUGUCUAAUGCUCCGUGCUGUUUGGGAAUUGUUUUACGUCUACUUGUCAUGCAGGAAAGGUAGUGACCGACCCGGUGUGGGCACACAGACAGCCUGCUUUGUUCUUUCAUUUCCUCCAACACUUUCUUUCCUCCUGAGUCCGGUCCAAGGGCUUUUAUUUUGCGCUCUGUGACUGCUGCCAGCUUCUCCUCUCUUGGCCCUGCCCCCAGAUCGCAGUCUCCUGGCAGCCUCCCCUCGGUCUUCCUCCGCCCUCUCCUCCCUCCCAGCCUGCCUGCAUGCGUGUGCAGCCUUGGUUUUUGAUCCAGCGCCUCGAAAGCCCUGAGGAGGCCCUGGGCGGCGGUGGCGGUGGUGGCCCGUGCCGCGCCGCCGCCUGCCGCCGCCGGCCUCUCCUUGCCCUGUGCCUGCGGAAGCGCACCUUCUUGCCUUGCCGCCUGUGCAGAUGUUGGACAAGGAGACAGACUCACACUAACCCUCAGCUAAGCACAGGCUGGAGGGCGGAUUUCUGGGAUUUUUCCACCUGAGACUCUCCAUUUCUGGCUUUAUCUGUUCUGUCUCCAGUACCAGUGAGGCAUCUUUGACUGUUUCUUCUGCUUUUCAGUUCCUUUUCCCUUGGUGUUCUAUUUCCUUUGAGUACACAAGACUCACAAGUGACCUGCUACCAAGGUAGCCAGAGGGUCAGGAAAGAAUUGGGGGAGGUGGGAGGGUCAGGCCGCAGAGGAAAAGGGACGGGUGGGACGUUGAGAGGAGCGCCAGGGAGCGCUGGGUGUCCCGGGCUGGGGGGAAAGAGGCUCUCGGCAGCAAGCAGUUGUGGUGGCUUUUCUCGUGGAGCUGGGCUUCUGGGAGGGCAGCUACUACGGCUGAAGCAGGUGUCCAGAAACAGGCAGGUUCUGUCCAGGAGGGCUAGUCCUUCCCGGUGCCUCCCGUACCUCGUGGCACCUUUGCCUUAGGGUUUACACUUUCUCCACAGCCAAGCACUGCCAGGGGCAGCCCCCACGGCCACGUGUGCUCCAGGCCCUGGGAAAGGCAGGCACGGUCCAGCUAGCCAGCCGUCCUGGUGCUGCCUUCCACCCUCGGCUUCUAGAUGCAGCCUUGCGGGUGAACUCGGGGAAACUCCAGGAGCUGGGGAAGAAUGAGGAGUCACAGGUACCUGCCUCUCUCGGGACUGGGUUUUGCAGGGGACCCUCGUUGUGGACGCUCUGCUCCAGAGUAGGGGAUCAGCAGGUUCCGAUCCCAACACCGAGGCCCGCUGCUCAGCACUGGAAAGGAGUGAGAAGUACCCCCAAAGUGCAAUUUCUUCCCACCUGAGCAGGGGCCGCUGGCCUCUGGCAGUUAGCCUGGGAGGGCAGACACUCCCGGGCUGCAGAGAUUGGAGCUGCAGUACACAGCUCCCUGGCUCUCCUAUGUGGCAGAGACUAGAUUAUAGGCCCUCAGGAUUGGAGAGAAGAGCUCCCCUAGCUUGAGCUCAGAGCUGUUUUAAAGAAGGGUUUAGGGCCCUAAAGCCGUAGCACUUGCUCAGUGAGAGGAAGGGCCCUUUCUCAUCUUGUUUACACCUGUUGCCCAAUCAUGGGCAGAACGGUACACAUUCUGUGCACAUCGGAGGAAAGAGAUGCCUAAGAGGAGGGCAGUACUGACCUCCUAGCUGCCUGCUAGCAGCUUAGCAAGGAGCCCCGCUCUCUGAGACAGGGGGUAGAGAAAGAAGGCCGCUUGAGUCUAAAGAUCCCCAGUGUCUGAUCAUCCCUGGAGUCUGCUCGGCACUCAGGAGCUGGUAUGUGGCAUGGAAGGCUCUUGCUUCCACAGCCAUUGACUGGAAUGAACUGGAGGCCCAGCUAGAGCUAUUUACAGCCCCAAAUGGGUGCCUCCCACCUCCCCAAAACAAGGGAGGUUUGCUUCUCAGCAUCAGGUAUACUGCAGCCCCCCAACCUCACUUAGGCAAUGAGAAUGGGAGGAAGGCCGGAAGGGCUGAGAAAUGCAAAAGGCUCAGAAUAUUUAUAAAUUCCACCCCCAAGAGCAGGGAGGGGCGGGUACCAGACCUGGACUGAGCUGCACCAAGGAAAUAGCCCGUGGGUUCUCCUACGAGACAGGGACUGUGCAGCCCAGAAGCCCCAGCCACUGUGCCCAGCAGGGCAGGCUGUGCCAACAGAGGCCCGUCAGACAGGCUACAGGAAUCCUGCAUGCCUGUCCUUGCUGGCAACGGCUGUGGGCCGCCGGUGUUUGCUGACACAGGUAGGAUGGGACACUUCAUUAAUAUUUGACUUUAAUAAGUUGGUAAGGAUAUAUUUUUCUUUGGUCUAUGUUCUGUUUCAACUUACGUAGAUUAUAAAUUGAUGUAAACCACGUGAGAGGAAAACGUUAAUAAAAAAAAUGCAAA